UCCGUCGCUUCCUGCUGGAGCUGCAUCAGCGUCCCUAGCGCCCUCGCUGAUUGGCCGGCCCUUGCCCGACACCGACUCUUGCUGCUCCAACUUUGCUCUCACCACCCCGUUGCCGUUUCCCUCGCAGUCCUCCACCGCCCGCAUCGAUCACAACCACGCUUCCAUCGCGUUUCUGCCCACCCGCGGGCUUCUCCCCUGCGUCGGCUCACCACAAUGCCCGGCGAACUCAUCCGCACCGUGACGGCUAGUCUGUCCAGGCCGAGCAAGCGCAAGAUGGAGCCUUCCAAAGACCUUUUCCUCGUUUCCGACCAGGACGUCGUCUACGAGCAGGACAUACAGCGCAACCCGGGCAGCGUCAAGCCAUGGCUCGACUACCACAGCUUCAAGAAGUCUCGUGGCAGUCUUCUAGAGCAGGCUUUCGUUCUUGAGCGCGCUUGCACCACCCUCCCGCGUUCCUACAAGCUCUGGAAGCUCUACCUCGAGCUCCGCACCAAGCACCUCGAGAGCAAGAACCCGGCCAAGUUCGCACCUCACUACGUCAAGGUCAAUGCCUUGUUCGAACGCGCCCUGGUCCUGCUCAACAAGAUGCCGCGCAUCUGGGAAUUGUACCUCAAAUUCCUCAUGCAGCAGCCACUAGUCACAACGACCCGCCGCACCUUCGAUCGAGCCCUACGUGCACUGCCCCUUACUCAACACAACCGCAUAUGGGAUCUCUAUCGUCCAUUCGCUCUGUCUGCUUCGGGCGAGACAGCUGUCAAGAUCUGGAGGAGAUAUAUGCAGAUCCACCCCGAGGACGCCGAAGACUUCAUCGAGCUUCUGAAGGACAUGCGCAAAUACACCGAGGCUGUCAGGAAAUACAUGGAGAUACUCAACAAUCCACGCUUCAAGAGCAAAGAAGCCAAAGGGCCCUUCCAAUUCUGGACAGAGAUGAUCGAGUUGCUUAUUGAUCACGCCAAGGACAUUGAGACUGGAGAUGAUAGUGGUAUCAAUGUGCAGAAAAUCAUCAGGAGUGGUAUCCUGAAGUUCCCCGACCAGCGUGGCAUCCUCUGGACAGGGUUGGCUCGCUAUUGGAUGAACAAGAAUGAGUACGAAAAGGCCCGCGACGUGUUCGAGGAGGGAAUAACCACCGUUAUGACCGUCCGUGACUUCUCGGUCGUAUUCGAUACUUAUGUCGAGGCUGAGGAAGCGAUGAUUGGUAUCAAGCUGCAAGAGGCUGCCGCUCGGUCCGAUAAGGGUAAGAUUGACCAAGACGCGGAUGCAGACCUCGACAUCCGGAUGGUGCGUUUCGAGUCGCUUAUGCAACGCCGGCCUUUCUUGCUGAACGAUGUCAUGCUACGGCAGAAUCCCCACAAUGUCAUCGAAUGGGAGAAGCGCGUUGCUCUGUGGGGCGAUAACUCCAUCGAAGUAGUCCAAACCUACACCGACGCCAUUGCCGCCAUCAACCCAAAGAAAGCUCUCGGAAAAUACCAUGACCUGUGGACAAAUUACGCUAAAUUCUACGAGACUGGAGGCGAUUUGCAAAACGCUCGCGUGAUCAUGGAGAAGGCUGUGAAGGUGCCGUUCAAGUCGGUCGCCGAACUGGCCGAAAUGUGGUGCGAGUGGGCUGAGAUGGAGCUGCGCAACGAGAACUUCGACAGAGCAGUGGAAAUCAUGAACAAAGCAACGCAAGCACCCAAACGAUCCAGCGUGGAUUAUUUCGACGAAUCGCUGACUCCCCAACAACGCGUUCACAAGAGCUGGAAAUUAUGGAGUUUUUAUGUCGAUCUUGUGGAAAGUGUCAGCACGCUCGAAGAAACCAAGAAGGUCUACGAGAGGAUAUUCGAGCUCCGCAUUGCCACGCCGCAGACUGUUGUCAAUUACGCCAACCUACUCGAAGAAAAUGACUAUUUUGAGGACUGCUUCAAGGUUUUCGAACGAGGUUUGGAUCUCUUCAGUUAUCCCGUGGCUUUUGAACUAUGGAAUCUAUACUUGACCAAGGCCGUCGAUCGCCAGAUCGGUAUGGAACGUCUACGCGACCUUUUCGAACAAGCCGUUGAAGGGUGUCCCCCGAAGUUCGCCAAGGUGUUGUACCUUAUGUAUGGUACCCUGGAAGAAGACCGAGGUCUCGCUCGCCAUGCCAUGCGAAUCUACGAGCGCGCCACUCGUGCCGUGGCUGACGAGGACCGCAUGGAAAUGUUCAACUUCUACAUCACCAAAUCAGCCUCCAAUUUCGGUCUCGCGUCUACACGAUCGAUCUACGAGCGCGCCAUUUCCGCUCUGCCCGACUCUGAAGCCAAGGAGAUGUGCCUCAAGUUUGCCGAAAUGGAAAGGCGACUAGGUGAAAUUGACCGAGCACGCGCAAUCUAUGGCCACGCUAGUCAGUUCUGCGACCCGAGAACCAGCCCAGAGUUUUGGAAGAAAUGGGAGCAGUUCGAGGUUCAACAUGGAAACGAGGACACAUACAAGGAGAUGCUUCGCAUCAAGCGUAGUGUUCAAGCUCAAUACAACACCGAUGUCAACUUUAUUGCUUCCCAAGCAGUUGCAAGAGGCCAGCAGAACGGGGAUGGAGAGCAUGCCAACGGCGAUGCUGACGAGGGUGAGGAUGCCAUGGCAGCACUGGAACGACAAGCGAAAGCUCCACAAGGCUUCGUCGCGGCGAGCACCGGACCGCAAGGCGGCAAUAUCAAAACCAACGAGAACGGCCAAGUUGCUGCGGCCAACCCGGAUGCCAUCGACCUCGACGACGAUUUAUGA
This is a messenger RNA of Periconia digitata, 2733 nucleotides long. The record is from the annotation of a GenBank genome assembly. Lineage: Eukaryota; Fungi; Ascomycota; Dothideomycetes; Pleosporales; Periconiaceae.